AUGUCGUCAGCUCUGCUAGACGACAAGGCCGAAACGCUUCUGUCAAGGAUAACCAAAGUCCGCGAUACAACUCCAUUGCCAGCAGAACUUGCAUCUCUCGGUCUUCGAAUCCAAUACUUCUUUCUUGUCUGGGCUGUGAAAAUCACCAUCGCCGUCCAACUAGCCUAUCUGCGCUUCUUCUACCCGACUCCGGAAACACAACCAUCAUUCAUCAAGACAUAUGACUGCAGACCUAAACUUCCAGUUCGUGUUUUCGAACCAAAAUCUCGACUCGGAGGAACACAAGAUACCUUACCUCUUUAUAUCAACAUCCAUGGAGGAGCGUUCGCAACUUGUGAUGCGUCAAUCGACGAUUCAUUCUGCAAGUCCUGGUCCCAGCGUACUGGUAUGGUGGUGGUGAGCCUCAACUACAGGAAGUCGCCCGUACAUCGAUUUCCUGUUCCAGUUCUCGAUAUUGCAGCGGUAGCGCGUGCCAUCAUUGAUGACGAGACUCUGAACAUCGACAAGUCACGUGUGGUCAUUGGUGGGUUUAGCGCUGGUGGUAAACUGGCAUUGACAGCUUGUCAACUGCCUGAGCUAGAAGGACGAAUCAAAGCUGCAGUGUCGUACUUUCCAAUCGUCGACUGGAGCGCUCCGCCGCAUGCUAAAUGGUCCGAGCGUCUGUACACGGAGAAGCCAUCUGAAUCACUCAAUACCGCUGGCCCAGCACUAGAUUGGGCAUAUGUACCUGCGGGUCAAAAUCGAAAAGAGAAGCUGCUCAGUCCUUGCUAUGCCAGCAGAGAAGAACUUCCCAAAUGGGUGUGUUUGAUUGGAGCUCAGCACGACAUGCUUUGUCGUGAGUCGAGGGAUAUGAUCUACUCGCUUGCUGGCGAAGAUGUGCCCGAAUAUGGCUGGGAUGAGGGUUGGGAGCGUGGCACCUACAAAUGGGUUCUUGCAAUGGGCGUUAGACAUGGUUUUACGGACGACUUUCGCAAGAAACGAGGUCAUAGCUCCGAGCAACGAAAGCAGGUCUGCGAGGAGAUUUAUGCUUCGGUGCAUAAGUGGCUAGAAAACAAGGUCUUGGUGGGAAAUUGA
Messenger RNA from Aureobasidium pullulans EXF-150, 1074 nucleotides. Its product is annotated as alpha/beta-hydrolase. The record is from RefSeq and is a predicted model, not a curated record. Bases 1 to 1074 code for a protein of 357 amino acids. Gene Ontology annotation, molecular function: hydrolase activity. The transcript has 2 exons. Lineage: Eukaryota; Fungi; Ascomycota; Dothideomycetes; Dothideales; Saccotheciaceae.